Molecule: messenger RNA, 270 nt
Organism: Punctularia strigosozonata HHB-11173 SS5
Lineage: Eukaryota; Fungi; Basidiomycota; Agaricomycetes; Corticiales; Punctulariaceae
Exons: 2
Coding region: 1-270 (89 amino acids)
Source: RefSeq, a predicted model, not a curated record
AUGAAGUUCGCAUCACCCCAAACCGUCGCCCUCGGGCUCAUCGCGUCAAUCAUUACGAUGACGAGCGCUCUGCCCAUGGCCGAGGUCGCUCGCCAUGUCGAGCUCGACGACCGCGCGUCGAUCUGCCUCAUCUGCAAGACGAACAAUUUCUCUUGCACAAUCAGCGUUGGGUUCACGAUUUCGAUCUGCAUCGAAGACCGUGCUGCUCCAACCCCGGCUAUCCGUGCCGAAGAUAAUCCCUGGGUAGAGGCAUACAUUACGGCCGCCUGA